Danaus plexippus (monarch butterfly) is the source of this 500-nucleotide messenger RNA. RefSeq lists its product as uncharacterized. The transcript has 3 exons. Lineage: Eukaryota; Metazoa; Arthropoda; Insecta; Lepidoptera; Nymphalidae. The record is from RefSeq and is a predicted model, not a curated record. Bases 87 to 431 code for a protein of 114 amino acids.
AAUAAUAAUUACCCCAUAAAAUUUUAUAGUCAGUAAAUCUUAAGUGUUAAUUUUCUUUUAAUUUAAGAAUUUAAUUUCUGAUAAAAAUGUUGUGUAUAUGGUGGAUAGCGACGCUGUGUGUGAUUCUGCAAACAUCUCAUGGUUAUAUUCUCCUCACUGCCAAUAUGGAGGACGUCCAAGCUUUAGCCAAACAGCUGGCUGAGUCACCUGUUGUUAGCCAACUUAACAAAAUUUGGCGUCGAGCUUCAAGCCAAUUUCAAAAAGAAUUAAAUACAAGAAGAAAUGAUGACACUGCUAGUGUUGAGAAAGACAAGGAUGAUGGACAAGCUGAUGAAGAUCGCCGCACCAGACGCAUAAUCAAAGAUUUGGUGGCUCUAGGAAGAAGUUCUGGUUACAUUCCUACUGCAGGACCGGUUCCAUCGGCCGUGUAAUACCCAAAAAAAAGGGAAGCCAUUUUGAAACAUGGAUAUAAUAUCAAUAAUUAAAUUUGUCAAAAUAAG